CCCAGCAACUUCAGUUUUUCUAUUAUCCCAUUCUUGGACCACAAUCCAGGAACCUAACAGUUCAACAAUUUCUUUACAUGGUUCCACAGAUUCAACAACGAAUGGCUGGACCAUAUGGUGGAUUGAGCUCUGAGGAACUUCAGAGAAUAUAAGGAGUAGAUCUAGAGAGCAGUACAUCACAAAAUCCUCCUCCUCAAUCCUGAUCACAAUCAAGAGUCGUAAACGAAGACAUCAUCAUUCAACAUGAGAUCCCUCAUUUUGCUGGCAUUUGUCAUCGGUGCGGCCUACUGCGCUCCGCAAUUAAUGUAUUAUGAGCUAGAGUACAAACCUGUCAUGGCUCCACAGGCUCUUCCUGCGGCCGCCGCUGCAGCUAGACCUUCUGAAAUAGAGAUUCUUCUGGCUGCUCAACAGGCUGCAGCUGGAGGUUCUGGUCAACCUAUCCGUGGCUUCAUUAAACAUGAGAUUCCCCAGCCCGCCGGCAAAGAAAGUAUUGAAGUUCUGUACCCCUUCGGCUUUCCUGAACCUGCCCCUGCUGUCCCAGCUGCCCCGGCUGCCCCAGUUGUCCCAGUUGCUCCUGCUGCCCCAGCUCCUGUUCCAAAGGAUGAUGAUGAUGAUGAUCAUGAUGACUAAACCAGAUGAAAGGAUAAGCUGACCACCAAUUCCUGAACGACAAAGAAGCUGCUUGUGUUUUGCUCGAGUGACUAAAUGCUUUCCCGCUUUAGAAAUAAUGAUGAGCCAUCGAAAUAAUGAUGAGCCAAAUGGUGCUUUUUCAGUGGCUUUAUGCUUUAGAGCCUUAAAAUCAUAUCCUUUUUUU
Molecule: messenger RNA, 814 nt
Organism: Pimephales promelas (fathead minnow)
Lineage: Eukaryota; Metazoa; Chordata; Actinopteri; Cypriniformes; Leuciscidae
Gene: scpp7
Product: secretory calcium-binding phosphoprotein 7
Source: RefSeq, a predicted model, not a curated record